Messenger RNA from Caenorhabditis sp. 36 PRJEB53466, 1705 nucleotides. NCBI's taxonomy places the organism in Eukaryota, Metazoa, Nematoda, Chromadorea, Rhabditida, Rhabditidae. The record is from the annotation of a GenBank genome assembly.
AUGUGUGUUCUUCUUUUUCUUCUUUUCCCAAUUCUACUUUCAUUUUCUACAUGCACAGCCUCGGAGCACGGUCAUUUUGUGCUUUACGGUGUAAUCAAGGUGAGAGAGGGUUGGGAACUGGAUAAUAUCACAGAAGUUUCAGGGCGAUAGCUCCUUGGCUUCUCAGGAGGUGCUCCGUGCUUUUGGUGUGCUCAUCGAGGAAUCCGAUGAUAGCAGUUCGUUCGUCAGUCCCAAUCACGCAAGAAGUUGGCCAUUUGGACGAGGUGGAUUCGGCGGAAUAGGUGGAAGGAUCCGAAGACCACCGAGGCCACCGACGAGAAGACCCACUAUUCGGUACCCACCGACACGUGGCACCACAAAAAUUGUUAGAACUACACGAGCUCCAGUAACUACAACUAUUCGGACCACCACUGGGACGACCACUAGGACCACUACUGGAACCACUGAAACCACAACGUUGCCAUUAAUCCCCGUGACCUACGCUUCCGGCACCGAGGUCCAAUCAAGCGGAACCACAAAGAAAGGAAUGGUCGCCGCGCUCAGGGACUCGUUCGGAAAAGUGUUCAAAGCGGUCGGAAACAGUGUGACCAACACUAUCACCUCGCCAAACGGGAUGCAAAUUCGGGAAGUGCUCACGGAGGUGAUGACGACGACAGGCGUGCGGGUCAUGCGACAACACUUCCAUCUCGGCAAUGGGAUGAUGAUGGGCGCGGAUUUCGUUGGAGGGAUGAGCGGUGGAUAUAGUCCGAUGGAUUAUACUGGAUGGGCGGCAUGGGCGGCAGUUACGGUAGGUCGAGUUUUGUUUGGACUCCCGGACGUUUUGAAACCAGGUACUGGGAGUGACAAACCGUCUAAAACUUUGGUUUCAAGACGUCCGGAAGUCUUUGAUUUGUCCAACUUUUUGAGUUUUCCAGGCAGUCAAUUUGGGCAAGGCGGAAUGGACUACAAUACAGGCACCGGAUACGGUCAGCAAGGUCCUAUGGGACCUGUUGGACAACAGGGACCAGCGGGACCAAUGGGAGGACCACAAGUUCCUCAAGCUCCGAUCGGUGACUACGAGGAUCAAAAUCAAGGCCCCACCAAUGCCACUCAACCAGCUGGGACCAAACCACAAGCGAGAAACUUGACAUCCGAUGUAGAGAAUCAAGAUUUCUUUGAUACCGACACGGCCACUUCAGAUGUCCAGCGGCACUUUGGUCCCCGGAAAGGAGGGGUCCGGAGACCGCCACCGAAAGGAGGAUUCGGAACCAGGAGACCACCGGUGGUGUACACGAUGAGAACCCGACGUCCACCAACACCACCACGAACGCAAGGAGGACCGCCAACAGCACCGAGAAGUCCGCCGACAUCAUUCACCGACAAGUUGGGACAAGUGAUGCGGCGAGUGGGCAACAGCGUUAUCAACCACGUGGCCGGGCCGAAUGGAGAACAGGCUCGGGAGGUGCUGACCCAGGUGGCGACGCAGGCCGGCGUACAGAUUCUUCGGAUGACGUUCAACAUGAAUGGACAACCGAUGGGAUCGGAUUACGUGAACAGCUGGAACCCGGGCUAUCAACCGAGUGGAAGUGUGCUCGGAAACGGUGGCAUGGACUAUAGUUUCGGUUGGUCCUUACUUUUUUUUUAAGGUUUUCAAGUGAAGCUUAAAGUUUCAGAUCAAUUCGGUCAAGGUGGAGGUGGUCAACAAUCUUACGAUUAUCAAGGAUAA